This is a messenger RNA of Drosophila suzukii, 1930 nucleotides long. NCBI's taxonomy places the organism in Eukaryota, Metazoa, Arthropoda, Insecta, Diptera, Drosophilidae. The record is from RefSeq and is a predicted model, not a curated record.
UGUACAAUGUAAAUACAUAUAUAUGAGUAGAUAGACUGUUACUUUAAUCACAUUCAUUAAUGAAGCAUUUAUAAGCUAUCUCAAAAGCUUAUAUGUAUUUUCAUAGAUUUAACAAUGAUGGGAUCGCAAGUAUUAGAGGACGGCCACAAAUCCGUUUUUUGGAUGAUUGUAUUUUUAGUUGCUGUGUUUCAAAUUCGGACAAAAGUGUUUUAAAAAUCUGCAAUGGAAUUUCCAGUUAUAUGUACUCCGUUUUGGAUUCUUCGGUUUGGUAUAAAUAUAUACCUGAUUGUGAUUGUAUUUUUAGUUGCUGUGUUUCAAAUUCGGACAAAAGUGUUUUAAAAAUCUGCAAUGGAAUUUCCAGUUAUAUGUACUCCGUUUUGGAUUCUUCGGUUUGGUAUAAAUAUAUACCUGAUUGUGAUUGUAUUUUUAGUUGCUGUGUUUCAAAUUCGGACAAAAGUGUUUUAAAAAUCUGCAAUGGAAUUUCCAGUUAUAUGUACUCCGUUUUGGAUUCUUCGGUUUGGUAUAAAUAUAUACCUGAUUGUUGCUGUGUAUCAAAUUCGGACAAAAGUGUUUUAAAAAUCUGCAAUGGAAUUUCCAGUUAUAUGUACUCCGUUUUGGAUUCUUCGGUUUGGUAUAAAUAUAUACCUGAUUGCUACGAGAAGGGGCGUAGCACAGCUGAUAUCGCUAAUAGUUUAUCCCGAACAAGUCGGCAGGCAACGUUCAUGCUAAAAACUCUACAAAAUACUAGAUACUAAAGAUACUAGAUUCUAUAAUAUACUAUAUUAAGAAAGCUCGAAAUACCAAUGAGAGUUGUUAUACAAAUCGGAAAAUAUCUAUGUCCAUAUUUCUUGCAGUCUUGUAAAAAACCUUUAUAAGUACACUUGUGUUUAAGAAAGGUUACUUCGUGGGUGCCGUUUAAGGUUGUGCUCCCUGCAUAAAUAAAAAAAAAGCUUCUUAAGUUAUUGAUCAUAUAUUUUUCUGAACAUCCGAUGACAAUUAGGUCAUUCACAUACAAGAAAGCCUGGGAAGGUUCAAUACCAGAAAAAUCUAAUUGUCAUCAUUCUGUAAUAUAAGGAAGUCGCGUGAAGCGAUAGAAGCCAUUGCUCUUAGAAAGGGAAGUUACAUAUUUUGAUAUAAGUUCUACUUGAUAAAAUACUGACAUCAGAAAAGCUCUACCCAAUUGGUCGGGAAUGUCGUCUAUUUUUGGUAGUCGAAAUUUGUUACUUAACACCGUCUUUUGGUAUCUUAAUUUGGUAAUGAUUUUUUCUGUACCAUAUAAUAUACUGUUAUAUUCAUUCAUUCGGUUGUAAAAAUUAUUAGUUGAUAUCGACUCGGUUUCUGUUUCGAAUAAGCAAAAAGUAAAAAGAAUUUGCAAUUUAAAGUUCGCGGGCCUAACGUUUCUGGCUAGUUCUGUUUUUCUUGAGUUGGCAGGACUGUUAUGGGCCAACUAGGCCAAAUUAUAUGUCAAUGUCAUUAUCAGUUAUAUAUUAACGCUUGUGUUUACAAACGACCAAAAGUAUAUUUCUCGAGCUGAUAUCGCUAAUAGUUUAUCCCGAACAAGUCGGCAGGCAACGUUCAUGCUAAAAACUCUACAAAAUACUAGAUACUAAAGAUACUAGAUUCUAUAAUAUACUAUAUUAAGAAAGCUCGAAAUACCAAUGAGAGUUGGUUACAUUGUUGAAUUGAAAUGGUCUUGGAAUAAACGCACAAUUUACACAGAUAACUGAUAAAUCCAGUGGGCUCGCGAAGUUGCAUAUACACUCCUGCUCUGUGAGCAAAAAGUAAUUUUUCAGACAACUUUGGAUCUUGUUGGUAUCUUGUGAUUACAUCACAGGAUAAUAAUAAGAUAAUAAAGGUUAUCGGGUUUCAAUAUCAGCCAAUCGUUUUCUGGUUUUAAAUCUAUUUGACAAUUGCAUUUAUUUUAUGAAAU